Molecule: messenger RNA, 591 nt
Organism: Drosophila bipectinata
Lineage: Eukaryota; Metazoa; Arthropoda; Insecta; Diptera; Drosophilidae
Gene: Cdlc2
Product: Cytoplasmic dynein light chain 2
Biological process (GO): microtubule-based process
Cellular component (GO): cytoplasmic dynein complex
Molecular function (GO): dynein intermediate chain binding
Source: RefSeq, a predicted model, not a curated record
UCUACAGAAACAAAUAAGUUCGUAAAGAGGCUGCCUUAGAAAAAGAUUCAAGAUGUCGGAUCGCAAGGCUGUGAUCAAGAAUGCUGACAUGAGCGAGGAGAUGCAGCAGGAUGCUGUUGACUGCGCCACCCAGGCUCUGGAGAAGUACAAUAUCGAGAAGGACAUUGCUGCCUAUGUCAAGAAGGAGUUCGACAAGAAGUAUAACCCCACCUGGCACUGCAUUGUGGGCCGCAACUUCGGGUCGUAUGUAACUCAUGAGACCCGUCACUUUAUCUACUUUUAUCUGGGUCAAGUCGCCAUUCUUCUCUUCAAGAGCGGCUAGUCUUUGAUAAAGGACCGAAGACCACAAAUAUUCAAGAAAACACAAAAACCUUUGUUUCAAGCUCAAGGCGCAGUGCAGUAUCCCACCUCCACAAAUAAAUGGUGGAUAGAUGCCUGGCGGCUUAGAAGUUUCCGUUCGAUAGUUCAGUACACAAAACCAGUUACAACCUUAAGCUAACACACGACUACAAACUAUGCUAGAAUUUGCCUUGCCAAAUUCAAAACUCAACGCCUAUACACCAAUGAUCUAUUAAAUUUAUUGCUCACCAA